This is a messenger RNA of Penicillium soppii, 630 nucleotides long. Its product is annotated as GNAT family N-acetyltransferase. The transcript has 2 exons. The record is from RefSeq and is a predicted model, not a curated record. NCBI's taxonomy places the organism in Eukaryota, Fungi, Ascomycota, Eurotiomycetes, Eurotiales, Aspergillaceae. Bases 1 to 630 code for a protein of 209 amino acids. Gene Ontology annotation, molecular function: acyltransferase activity, transferring groups other than amino-acyl groups.
AUGUCGACCACCGCUGUCACCAGCAGGCUCUACCCCCACCAAGCUACCUUAGUUAUUGUCCCAGAGGAGGUGCAGCCGAUAUCCACGAAUCGCCUUUAUCUCCGGCCGAUGACAGUGACCGAUGCAGCAGCUAUUCAUGAGAUUCGACGCCGACAGGACGUGGCGGACUGGCUCUACCCCAAAAUCACCCACAAAAAUAUCUCGGAGACAGAAGCUAUGAUUUCCAAGAAAAACUUUGCGACACCAGAUGCGUCAGGUGCUCUUAGACGCAGUUUUUUCUUUGCUAUUACUCUCUCUGAUGAUCCAUUACAGAAAGUUAUAGGAGGGGCAGGAAUCAAUGCUCUUUUCCCGGCACCGUCAGUCGGAUAUAGUAUCCACCCGGACUUUUGGAGCAACGGCUAUGCCACUGAGGCAGUUGCUGGGGUUAUAGACGCAUGGUGGAGUCUAGAAAGAAAGACAUUUGACGAGGACAUGGCAGAAUUAUCACCAGAAAAGCUAUUUGCGGCGUGUAAUAAAGCCAAUAUUGGUAGCAUGAAGGUGUUGCAAAAAACAGGCUUUGCUCUUUACCAUGAGUUUACCGUUGGGGAUGAAACCGUUGCGCUUCUUGAAUUGGAGAGAUGUGCUAGAUAG